GUAUAAUAUAGCAAGGAACAGAUUUCCAGUCCUAAUUAAAAUAGAAAGAGGUUUUAGACCUACAGAACUGUCAAGGAUGAAACGAACCCAUGCUGACUUUAAGAGGACUGUUCUUGACAUUGCAUAUGAACGUCAGUUUGAAGAAAAACCUUUCCCUCAUAUUGAAGCUGUAGAAAAAGCCAUGGAACAUUUUGAAAACUUAGUCCAUGAACAUGCACAGGCACAUGGCACUCAUGCUGCAGGGAACAUGUCAGAAGUUUACAUGGCAGAUAUGGUCAGUGGAUUGUCACAUAUGAUAUGGAAUGAAGUGCCAAACCGAAAAGAAAUAUCAAGUCAUUCCUUUACAGCCUUGAAAAAGUUCCUGGGGCUGAUAGGUGAUGUAAGUGAAUAG
This is a messenger RNA of Exaiptasia diaphana, 391 nucleotides long. RefSeq lists its product as uncharacterized. Bases 77 to 391 code for a protein of 104 amino acids. The transcript has 3 exons. Lineage: Eukaryota; Metazoa; Cnidaria; Anthozoa; Actiniaria; Aiptasiidae. The record is from RefSeq and is a predicted model, not a curated record.